Molecule: messenger RNA, 2654 nt
Organism: Entelurus aequoreus (snake pipefish)
Lineage: Eukaryota; Metazoa; Chordata; Actinopteri; Syngnathiformes; Syngnathidae
Gene: smad5
Product: SMAD family member 5
Exons: 8
Coding region: 512-1942 (476 amino acids)
Biological process (GO): regulation of transcription by RNA polymerase II; cell differentiation; SMAD protein signal transduction
Cellular component (GO): heteromeric SMAD protein complex
Molecular function (GO): RNA polymerase II cis-regulatory region sequence-specific DNA binding; I-SMAD binding; DNA-binding transcription factor activity, RNA polymerase II-specific
Source: RefSeq, a predicted model, not a curated record
UGCAGGGACUAGUUCGUCAGCACAGCGGAGUGAUUUGUACCCCACCUCUUCCCUUCAUGCGACUUGUCUUCGGGGUCUGGAAGGACAUGGCAUGGACGAGCUGAGGGCUGAAAACUGGUGGAAAUCUCUCAAGAAAGUUGGAAGUAACGCAGGGACAAGUUCAGAAAACUAGCUGGCGGACACUGCGCGUUUAAAGACAUCUGAUGGAUUAAAAAGUGAGUUCCAUUUUUUUGAAGAUCAAUCCCUUUUGGACAGCAGUGCUGAUCGUCACGCUUGCUCACCACACCCAUUCCCUCCAUCGGUGUUUGUGAACCCACUCCGGACAGCUUGCAGCAGGGUCUUUCCUGAGCAGCAGCAGCUGCGUCCUGCUUGCUGACUCUUCUCCCUGCCCCACUUCCUGUGCUUGGUCAGAACAGGGACUACUGAAAGUAAUCAAGGAGGGCCUCUUGACCCCUCAGCAGUGGGCAGUCUCCACUGACGUCCUCCCUGUCAACCUUCACUAGUCUCAAGCAUGACUUCCAUGUCCAGUCUAUUUUCCUUCACAAGUCCAGCAGUAAAACGCCUGCUUGGCUGGAAGCAGGGAGAUGAAGAAGAGAAAUGGGCAGAAAAGGCAGUGGACGCUCUUGUAAAAAAGCUAAAGAAGAAGAAAGGGGCAAUGGAGGACCUGGAAAAAGCCCUGAGCUGCCCCGGGCAGCCCAGCAAAUGUGUUACCAUUCCGAGAUCACUGGACGGCCGGCUACAGGUUUCUCACCGCAAAGGUCUGCCACAUGUCAUCUAUUGCCGGGUGUGGCGGUGGCCAGACCUCCAGUCUCACCAUGAGCUCAAGCCCCUGGAGGUGUGCGAGUAUCCAUUUGGCUCCAAACAGAAAGAGGUCUGCAUCAACCCGUAUCACUACAAGCGAGUGGAGAGUCCUGUGCUCCCCCCUGUCUUGGUACCGCGACACAGCGAGUUCAAUCCGCAGCACAGCUUGCUGGUACAGUUUCGCAACCUGACCCACAAUGAGCCACACAUGCCCCUGAACGCCACCUUUCCCGAGUCCUUCCAGCAACCACACAGCGGGGGCAGCAGCACGGGCGGAGGUGGUGGUGGUGGUGGAGGAGGGUCUUUCCCAAUUUCUCCCAACUCUCCUUAUCCUCCAUCUCCAGCCAGCAGUGGUACUUACCCCAACUCUCCUGCCAGCUCGGGGCCCUCCAGUCCAUUCCAGCUCCCAGCUGACACCCCGCCCCCAGCAUACAUGCCUCCUGAUGAGCAGCUGGGCCAGGAGAGCCAGUCCAUGGAGACAAGCAGUAGCCAAGUGCCACAGAACUUGGUCAGGGGAGAUGUGCAGCCUGUGGAGUAUGAGGAGCCUAGCCACUGGUGCUCCAUCGUCUACUAUGAACUCAACAAUCGUGUAGGCGAGGCUUACCAUGCCUCGUCAACCAGUGUGCUCGUCGAUGGCUUCACUGACCCUUCAAACAACAAGAACCGAUUCUGCCUUGGACUCUUGUCCAACGUCAACCGCAACUCCACAAUUGAGAACACCCGUCGGCACAUCGGCAAAGGUGUUCACCUGUACUACGUAGGAGGCGAGGUGUAUGCCGAGUGCCUCAGUGACACCAGCAUUUUUGUCCAGAGCCGUAACUGCAACUACCACCAUGGCUUCCAUCCUACAACAGUCUGCAAGAUCCCCAGUGGCUGCAGCCUGAAGAUUUUCAACAACCAGGAGUUUGCACAACUCCUGGCUCAGUCCGUCAACCAUGGCUUUGAGGCCGUUUAUGAGCUCACCAAAAUGUGUACCAUCCGUAUGAGCUUUGUUAAGGGCUGGGGAGCGGAGUACCACAGACAGGACGUCACCAGCACCCCCUGUUGGAUCGAAGUGCACCUCCAUGGGCCACUUCAGUGGUUGGACAAGGUCCUGACUCAGAUGGGUUCUCCCCUCAACCCAAUCUCCUCUGUGUCAUAAUAUUUAGAUUUAUUAUUUUUUUGUCACUUUUUUCCCUCCAUCAGUGAUUUAAUUUAAUGUGGUCUUAAAUGGCUAAACUGUUUACAUCUACUGUGGGAGGGGCUUGUUGGACUAGAAUGGCAGCAGCAGCCAGAAUUUAGAAUCAUGUUUAAUAUCAGCGGGAGAAAGAAGAAAAGUAGUUGUGAUGGCAUGGACUGGCUACUUUUCCACAACGACAUUACUGAAGCAUUGUUGAGCUUCCAUAAAUUGUAUUGGUUACUCCAAUGUAUUUGAUUUCUAUGUAUGUUUAGUUUUUGCCUUAUUUUUGACAAUUCUGAAUUCAUGGAACAAUUUUCUUAUUUUGUUGUCUGUCUGAUAUUUUACAGGUUAGGUUCAGAUAUCACAAAUGCUUGCUUUUCUCGUCUAAUUGUUAAACUGAACACUGAGAAAGUAAUGUUUGCUAAAGCUGUGGGAGACGGAUCACUGAACCAAGUUCUUCGUGCCAUAAGCUAACACUAUUGUGAAUGUUUUAACUAGUCACGAAAGAUCCAUUCUGACCAUAAGACUUUUCUUGUUCCAUCAGUAAGAGAGACAUGCAUUGUCUACACUCUAUUAACAAGUUUGUGCAUUAAAGGAUUAUGUGGAGGCGUAUAUGAAAUGUUGCCGUGCGUUAAAACUCGAAGUUGAUGAAUGACUUCAUUAGCGCCAUUUAAUAAACUGGUUAUUUGGUUAA